AUGACCCGGAGGAGAUACAUCAAUCGUCUCCGGCAGAUCAAGAACAUGAGCGAGCUGGCAUCGAUCGAGAGCAUCUUCAAGUUGUUCUUCUACGACGAGGCCCUCAUCGAGUACAACUACAACGGCUUUUGCAACAGCCGUCGGGCCAAGAAGCGUGCGAUGAAGAACUAUGACAUCUUUACAAGUUGUUUUCUCGAGGCCUGGAAGCUGCACGGCGUUGACGAGGACGCGAUUCGUCUAAUGCUGUGCAAGGUUGUUCGCAACGUUCACGGACGCAACCGUUUUCGCCGCUUCAAAGAUCGCAAGCGAGAACAGGAAAUGAGCGAAAGUUAUGCCUAUUUGGAGGAAGAUUAUUCUCAAUAAAUAUUCGUCGAUAUAA
Molecule: messenger RNA, 379 nt
Organism: Aedes aegypti (yellow fever mosquito)
Lineage: Eukaryota; Metazoa; Arthropoda; Insecta; Diptera; Culicidae
Exons: 3
Coding region: 1-363 (120 amino acids)
Source: RefSeq, a predicted model, not a curated record